AUGGGAAUUGGGCAUUUUUUUGUAGUGAAUGUGACUGGUUCUGUUCCCAGCUCUGCUUCUCUUCCUGCAUCCCAGUCAACUGCAGAUGUUGGAACUGCUACCUCCACUUGGGCCACCAAAACAAGCUUGAUUCUGCCAGCCAAGACACCACGAGUUUCUUCUGCCGGCUGGGUUGCUGCCUCUCAAAGACUGUUCUCUGACAAAACUGGUCCUGAUGGUUUUGAAUAUGUUUAUAUUCCUCGCUCACGUCGUAUUAUGCACAGUGAAGUGCACCGCUCUCUCCGCACUCUUGGUGCUGACACUGGUCGCCUGUUAGAUAUUAACUUUCCUGCUUGUGAAGUUAUUGGAAUUCUUGUUCAUGUGCAAUAUCUUGAGGAAUUUAAGUCCCAAUUAGCUAGUGCUAAGGUCUCUCUUGUCAACAACUUUGAUCCACUUGAUCCUAAAAAUGUUGCUGAUCCCAAGUUUGCCAACUUGUCUGUCUCUGGUCUUGAAACCCAGGCUUUGGUUCUCCAAAAUGCCCGCUGUCUCCAAGCUCUCAAGUUUUUGCGUUCUCACUUAGUUCUGCUAGUUGCUCACUUCUUUGUCCAGUCAGGAUGGAUUGGACUUGAGGAAAUUCCUGCCCGACCAGUAGGAUUGUGGAAUGCUAAUGGACUUCAACCUCGUGCAAUUAAAGACAUGCUCAACCACUAUCAAUCUCUUCAUAUGCUUUUUAUAACUGAAACAUGGCUCUUAUCUCCAGCCCGUCUUCCAACCUCAUGGUCUCAGUUUCAUCUCUAUGGAUCUCCUGUUGCUGGCAACUACCGCAGAUCAAUGGGGGUGUCAUUGUUAGUCUCUCCUUCCUGUUCUUAUGCUGUCACACAAAUACCUAUGCCCAACAACUAUGCUCUUGCUGUUAAGAUUGGUACCCUUCGACUUAUAUGCCUUUACUUACCACCCUCUAUGCCCACUCAUGAAGCUCUUGAUAUCCUCUCAGCCAUUCCUUUAACAGAUGAUAUCAUUAUAUGUGGAGAUUUUAAUGCACGCCUUGGUUCAGUAACUGGUGACUAUGCAUCUAACCCUCGUGGUGUAGCUUUAGAGCAAUGGCUUGAAGAACGAUCUUUAACUGUCUUCAAUGGAGUUCUCUCACCAUGCACACCCACAUACAUUUCCUUUUGUAACGAAGUUGAAAUCAGCAGCAUCAUUGACCUUUUUAUCACCAACACCAACUUUGCUAACCCUUCUUUACACAUUGCAACUGAACUAUCUUUAGGCUCUGAUCACCGACUUCUCUCACUUUCCUUUACUUAUAACCUGCAACACUCACCACCAGCACCUCCACCUAUGCGCCAAACUUGGAAUCUGUCACAUCUUCAUGAAGAUGAUGUCAGAUCACUCUAUGUCACUACCAUUGCCACCAAAUCCAUCUCCCUCCUCGUCUCACUGCAAGACCUUGUUCAGAAUCUGCCAACUAUAUGUCCACUCAUUGAUGCUCUUACUAACUCUUUCAAUACACUCAUUUAUGACUCUCUUAGUAGCUCCAUUGGUUCUCGCCCCCCUUGCCUCUCACAUUGGAAAUCGUUUUGGACCCCUGCAUUGCAAGCUGCAGCCGACCAUAGAGAUGGUUGUUACAAGCAAUGGCGUCGAGCUUGUGGCAUUGACAAGAUCAAUUGGUGGAGCCGGCACCAACAUGCACAUAAGGAGUUUUGUCAGCAAGUUCAAACUGCAAAGCAUUUGUCUUGGCAUGCUUUUUGCCACUCAAUGAACUUGGAUUUCAACAAGGCCAUGUCCAAAAUAAAGCAGUCGAAAUGGCGCAGGCAACCACAGCACACAUUUCAGCAUGAUGAUAGCCCAGCAGUUGCAGCAACAGUUAUGUGUGACCAUCUCGCAUUAGUCUAUAGUGGACACAUACUUCCUGACAUUCGACCUCCACCACCACCACUCAACACCUCUCUCAUGCCUUUUGCGUCUGUUGACUCCCCAUUCACCUCACCAGUGGUGGAGACCUUCAUGCAAUUUAUGCCUAACCGCAAUGUGCCAGCCCUGGCAACCAUGGCAACACUGAAUGCAGUUGGAGCAUGCCAGUCUGGAUUCUCUCUGCUUUUCAGCUCUCAUCUGUAUAGGAUCUUUAUCAGACCAAAAUUUGAAUAUGGAUUGACUAUUCUCCCUCUGAGAAGAACUGAUACUAUCCAGCUUGAGAAGAUCCAAGAUAAAUGUUUGCGCAUGAUCAUUGGUAGGCAUCGCAUCUCAUCUACAACUGUGCUCAAACAUAUAUGUCACCUCCCUAGUAUGAGUUUCCGUGCUGAUGUGCUGAUAACAAAGUUUUGUAUUCGUGCUCACUACCUUCCCUCUGGCUGCCUUUUGUCUCUUCUUCACCAUCACCACUCUCAGUCUUCAUCACUUGUCACUCUUCGUCAUAAUACUCUUCUUCAAAGCAUCCCUAUUGAUUUAAAUUUCAAAACUGAUCAGCUCCAAUUGUCUUCAAACCAAGUCUUGUUUCUAGUAUGCCGCCCUCUUUUGGAAGUCGAUCCUAUUCUGUUCUUGCCUGCAACUAGGGUGGAACGUAGCUGCCUUGUCUGCUGGAGAAUGGGUUGGUUGCCUGGCACUUCUAAGAAUUGCCCUUGUGGUACUGACCAUACCUCACGUCAUCAUCUUGCUGUCUGCUCUUUGGUUCCUGCCCAUUCGUUGGCCUGUCUUCCUAUUCCAUCUGAUCAAAACUGUAAUCCAAUUGAUGUUGCCAUUACUGCUCUCCCAUAUUCUAGUCAGGCUCCUUGCCCCUCUUAUUGGGUAGCACUACUUACUAUUCUCUGGCAUUUUGACAAGCUUUGUAACCCUGAUGGUGACUACACUCAUGAAACUCACUUUUGUACUCUUUGGGCUGGACUUAGCUAG
Messenger RNA from Phycomyces blakesleeanus NRRL 1555(-), 2868 nucleotides. RefSeq lists its product as hypothetical. Bases 1 to 2868 code for a protein of 955 amino acids. NCBI's taxonomy places the organism in Eukaryota, Fungi, Mucoromycota, Mucoromycetes, Mucorales, Phycomycetaceae. The record is from RefSeq and is a predicted model, not a curated record. Gene Ontology annotation, molecular function: catalytic activity. The transcript is spliced from 4 exons.